This is a messenger RNA of Vicugna pacos (alpaca), 1937 nucleotides long. RefSeq names its product WW domain binding protein 2 (gene WBP2). Gene Ontology annotation, biological process: positive regulation of DNA-templated transcription. Gene Ontology annotation, cellular component: nucleus. The record is from RefSeq and is a predicted model, not a curated record. Gene Ontology annotation, molecular function: transcription coactivator activity; chromatin DNA binding. Lineage: Eukaryota; Metazoa; Chordata; Mammalia; Artiodactyla; Camelidae.
GAUUGGCUGACUCUAAUACGAACGACGCCACAAGGGGCGGGACGAAGAGGAGAGCAAGCGCACUGCGUUCCGAGUCUCGGGACCCUUUUCCGAGAGACUAUGGCGCUCAACAAGAACCACUCGGAGGGCGGCGGAGUGAUCGUCAACAACACCGAGAGCAUCCUAAUGUCCUAUGACCAUGUAGAACUUACAUUCAAUGACAUGAAAAACGUGCCAGAGGCCUUCAAGGGGACCAAGAAGGGCACCGUCUACCUUACCCCAUACCGGGUCAUCUUCCUGUCCAAGGGGAAGGACGCCAUGCAGUCCUUCAUGAUGCCAUUUUAUCUGAUGAAGGACUGUGAGAUCAAGCAGCCUGUGUUUGGGGCAAACUACAUCAAGGGAACAGUGAAGGCCGAAGCAGGAGGUGGCUGGGAAGGCGCUGCAUCGUACAAGUUGACCUUUAUGGCAGGGGGUGCCAUCGAAUUUGGACAACGGAUGCUACAGGUGGCAUCUCAAGCCUCCCGAGGCGAAGCCCCCAACGGAGCCUAUGGUUACUCUUACAUGCCCAGCGGGGCCUAUGUCUUCCCCCCGCCAGUCGCCAAUGGAAUGUACCCCUGCCCUCCUGGCUACCCCUAUCCACCGCCCCCACCUGAGUUCUAUCCAGGACCUCCCAUGAUGGACGGAGCCAUGGGAUACGUGCAGCCCCCGCCACCACCCUACCCCGGGCCCAUGGAGCCUCCGGUCAGUGGCCCCGAUGUCCCCUCCACUUCUGCAGCUGAAGCCAAGGCCGCAGAAGCAGCUGCCAGCGCCUAUUACAACCCGGGCAACCCGCACAACGUCUACAUGCCCACGAACCAGCCUCCGCCACCGCCCUACUACCCCCCAGAAGAUAAGAAGACCCAGUAGACCCCUCCCACCCCCUCCUCCCACCUCUCAUCGCUCUUUCCUCCCCUCCCCUUGGGCUGAGUCUGGGGUGGGAGGUGAUGGGAGAGCCUUGUCCUUCCUCCAGGUUUGAUUAUAAAACAGUUACCAGGAACUGUCUUUGAAGGAGGGGAAGGGCCCCUUGACUCGGGAGCGGCGCCUCCCAGCUUCCCACGCGAGCCCGGAACCCCCAGGCGCUUCCCUCCCCCCAUCUCUGGGGGCGUCCCCCUUGUUCCUGUUUGGCUUCUACACACGGAGGGACUCUCUGGCCACCUCCUCCAGCAGUCCAGCCUCCUGUUUUGGUAGCGCCUUUAUCCUCAGCCUCACGAGCUCCGUCAGACCAGCCACGUGUCUUCCCCGGGGCCCCUGCCAGGCCCUACUCACAUUCCCCCCACUCUAAUCUGUGCCUGGCUGUGAGAGGCCCCCUUCCUGCCGGACUGUCGGCCCACAUUCCGUUCCCAGCCAGCCUCGGCCUCCGUCUCGCUCACCUUCCCUUCCCUGUCCUGUCCUGGUCAUCCUGUUGCCACCACUUUUGACCUUUGGAGCUCUCCCCUGAGCUGCCGGGGCGGUGGCAUCAGGGCCAGGCCCCUGCGACAGGGGAGGGAGCCUUUCUGCUUCCCUGCUAGUAUUUCUGGAAUUUGUUUCCCUUUGCCUUCUUGCUUUUCCCUCUAGAAGGGGCUUCUUGGACUGGAACUGGAGAGUGCAUGUCCAUUUGGAGGCUGCGGGGCAGGCGGGGAACACAGCACCUGAUCCCUGGGGCCCGGCCAGGGUGCUGUCCGUGACCUCUCACCAGCCCCUCAGCCUGCCCCCUUCCCUUUGAGCUUCAUGCCUGGUUGGCAGUAUGCCCCCUGGACGCACUAAAAUUUGCUCUCAUUUGCUCCUGGACUGGCCUUCAAGUGAGGAGAUGGUUAUUUAAAGAGAAUUCCCUAUUUAUUUGACCAAAAAAAAUCCAGUUAAUAUAUUAAUGUGAAAUAAACCCUGUUUGCACCUUGAUUUGUCUGCUGAAAAUGUGAACUAGUAAAAAUGAAGUAACUGGA